Molecule: messenger RNA, 1173 nt
Organism: Gigantopelta aegis
Lineage: Eukaryota; Metazoa; Mollusca; Gastropoda; Neomphalida; Peltospiridae
Product: collagen alpha-6(VI) chain-like
Exons: 5
Coding region: 1-1155 (384 amino acids)
Source: RefSeq, a predicted model, not a curated record
AUGACUGUGGUGAAAAUGUCUACCACUGGCACCAGAGAAGUCUGUCGCCAGGCCCCGGUGGAACUCGACUUCGUCAUCGACUCGUCAAGCAGCAUCUGGAGCGUGAACUUCACGAUCGGUCUGGCGUUCAUCCGAGACUUCAUCGACGACAUGGACAUCGCGCAGGACAAGAUCCGCAUCGGCGCCGUCACGUACGCGGAGAAGGUGUACGAGGAAGACUCGGUGGCCUUGGACCAGUUGUCGGACAAAAGCGCGGUUCUGGAGGCCGUGACGUCAUUACGGUACCGGGCCGGCUGGUACACCGAGACGGGGAUGGCUAUCAGAUACAUGAGGACUCAGCACAUGAGCCAGGCGCGCCAGGGAGUUCCAAAGAUUAGCAUAGUUCUCACAGAUGGACAGUCUCAGAAGCAGGAUGUGACGUCACAGGAAGCGGCUCUCGCACGGGAUGCUGGGAUCAUUAUGUUCGCUGUUGGAGUGGGUAACAACGUGUCUCGGGAAGAGCUGAUCAGUAUUGCCGGCAAGGAGGAUAACGCGUUCACUGUCGCCAACUACAGCGCCUUGCAGUCCAUCAGGGACCUGCUCGAAUACAGGACGUGUGUGGAAAGAAUGAUACCUAUACCACCAUGUGGUGAGAGUCAUCCAGCUGACAUAAUCUUCGUCUUCGAUUUGAAUGAACUCAAACAAAACAAAAUGGCGGUGCACAUGUUCAUCACGGAAGUCAUCAGCGCAGACCGGAUGCAGCUCGGCAUGCAGAUCGGAGUUAUUGCAGGGUUAUGUCCCAUUGAUGCUGGAUUUCCCCUCAAUCAAUACACCAAACCCAUCGAUGCCGUCGGCUCUCUGGCUAAAUUCUUUUCUGGAAGUAUGUCCGAACUUGUCAGACAGUUAAGAAAUUCGUGGUUUUUGCCAACUAAAGGCGGACGACCCGGCGUUGCUAAACGAGCGAUUAUUUUCAUAGACAACUCGGUUGACAUCGCUGUCGUACACCAACAAAUACAGCUUGGUCGAUCAGAUGGCAUUCUUUUCCAUGUCGUACCUUUAGAUGUCCCUCAGGCAUCUCUGGACGUCAUUUCCGAUGACGUCACUGUCAUAAUGGGAGAGACAAUGGAAGAAUCUGCUGCUAGUUUUGUUGAUGAUUUGUGUUCGAGCACUGAAUAAAGAAUUAUUCAAAUACUG